This is a messenger RNA of Tupaia belangeri chinensis (Chinese tree shrew), 1235 nucleotides long. It is a transcript of the gene ZFAND2B, whose product is annotated as zinc finger AN1-type containing 2B. The record is from RefSeq and is a predicted model, not a curated record. Gene Ontology annotation, molecular function: zinc ion binding. Gene Ontology annotation, biological process: proteasome-mediated ubiquitin-dependent protein catabolic process; protein targeting to ER. Lineage: Eukaryota; Metazoa; Chordata; Mammalia; Scandentia; Tupaiidae. The transcript is spliced from 10 exons. Gene Ontology annotation, cellular component: cytoplasm; endoplasmic reticulum. The coding region runs from base 101 to 877 and encodes 258 amino acids.
CCGCCCUGCGUGAUGACGUCAACGCGCCUGCGCGCGCCGGGGAAGGAGUGGGAGCCAGGGGCAGACAGGCGCAGAGGCUCCGGCCCCGCCCGACUGGGCGAUGGAGUUUCCGGACCUCGGGGCGCACUGUUCCGAGCCGAGCUGUCAGCGCUUGGAUUUUCUGCCGCUGAAGUGCGAUGCCUGCUCGGGCAUCUUCUGCGCAGACCAUGUGGCCUACGCCCAGCAUCACUGUGGAUCUGCCUACCAAAAGGAUAUCCAGGUACCUGUGUGUCCGCUCUGUAAUGUGCCUGUGCCUGUAGCCAGAGGGGAGCCUCCUGACCGUGCUGUUGGGGAGCAUAUUGACAGAGAUUGUCGCUCUGAUCCAGCACAGCAGAAACGUAAAAUCUUCACCAAUAAGUGUGAACGCUCUGGCUGCCGGCAGCGAGAAAUGAUGAAACUGACUUGUGAGCGCUGUGGCCGAAACUUCUGUAUCAAGCAUCGCCACCCCCUGGACCAUGACUGCUCUGGGGAGGGCCACCCAACCAGCCGUGCAGGACUUGCUGCCAUCUCCAGAGCACAAGGUCAGGCUUCUUCUACAAGCACCAUUCCCAGCCCGAGUCGGACCUUGCCUUCCUCUACCUCUCCAAGCAGAGCCACAACCCAGUCUCCGUCCCAGGCAGCCCCUCCAGUGAUUGCUUUGCAGAAUGGCUUGAGUGAGGAUGAGGCUCUGCAACGAGCCCUGGAAUUGUCCCUGGCAGAGACCAAACCCCAGGUCCCAAGUUCUCAAGAGGAAGAAGACUUAGCUCUAGCACAAGCACUAUCAGCCAGUGAGGCAGAAUACCAACGGCAGCAGGCCCAGAGCCGCAGCUUGAAGCCGUCCAACUGCAGCCUGUGCUAGGGCCCUGGGCUUGGGGAGGGAGGCUCAGCUGAGGACGACUAUGGCCCUCACACCUCUAGGGUACGGAGGGAGAGGAGGCCCGGAGCAGGCUGGAGUGCAGAGACAAGCAGGAGUGAUGCGGAAGCUGCCUCCAGGGAGCAGCAGGAGACAGCUUGCUGAGCAGAGCGGACAGAAGGCCCUGCCAGCUCUCCAGCUGCAUGGGAGAGUGGCAAGGAACUGUUCCCUGGUUGGGCCCUUGUGGAUGCUGGCCGGGCCCCACUCUCAGCCCCCUUCUCAUGUCAUCUCCGGGGCUGCCCCCAUGUGCAGUGGGCAGGGAGGUGCCUGGAAAGAAUAAAGGAUCUUGGCAGCCACCCAGACA